This is a messenger RNA of Emiliania huxleyi CCMP1516, 675 nucleotides long. RefSeq lists its product as hypothetical. Gene Ontology annotation, cellular component: cytoplasm. Gene Ontology annotation, molecular function: ATP binding; protein serine/threonine kinase activity. Gene Ontology annotation, biological process: intracellular signal transduction; protein phosphorylation. Lineage: Eukaryota; Haptophyta; Isochrysidales; Noelaerhabdaceae. The transcript is spliced from 3 exons. The record is from RefSeq and is a predicted model, not a curated record. The annotation marks the transcript as partial.
UACCGGCUGACCAAGCAGUCGCUGGGAGAGGGCGCGUUUGCAAAGGUGCGGCUCGCCACGUCGGAGAGCACGGGACACCAGGUGGCGGUCAAGAUCAUCAAGCGGAAGAAGCUGGACGGGCGGGCGGAGCUGCUGCUGCAGCGCGAGGUCAAGCACCACGAGAAGCUGCGGCAUGUCAACAUCGUGCGGCUGCACACCUGGAUCAAGGGGCCGACAAAGUACUAUCUCGUGAUGGAGUACUGCGGCCGCGGCGACCUGCUGCAGUUCGUCAACCGGUCGGGCUACCUCCCCGAGCCGCUCGCCCGCCGCCUCUUCCGCCAUCUCAUGGACGGCAUUGCCUUUUGCCACCGCCUCGGCGCAGCCGCCUCACCGCCAUCCGAUCGGCGGCGCCUCCCUCCACGCGCGAGGGCUCCCGACGAGCAGCUCGUGCUCAAGAUCGCAGACUUCGGUCUCUCCGACCUGCAGACCAAGCCUAACUCGCUCUCGGGCACGCUGUGCGGCUCCCCCCUCUACGCCGCCCCGGAGCUCAUGACGGAAGGCGCGGCCCUCGACGGUUACGACGCGACAAAGACCGACAUCUGGUCGUGCGGAGUCAUCCUGUACGCGCUGCUCGCCUCGGCUCUCCCUUUCGACGCGGGGGACGUGCACGCCCUCGUCCGGCUGAUCCAGCUCGGA